AUGUUGUCCAGGCCAGUCAAUCUUGAAGAUGAAAUGGGAGAACAUACAGAGACAGUGUUGCCGGAGGUGGUGUCUGCAGUGUGGCAAGGAUGCAGGGCUGUACAAGACAAUGAUGUGCCAUGGGUUGCUGCCUUGCAACUGGCCGAGGACAUUGACAGUACUGCCCCAACAGGUGGCGAUACCAGUGUUAGCCCCGAAGAUAUUAGGGCUGCACAACAAGAAGAUUCAGCCAUUAAAGAAAUUGUGUCCUUGAAACUGAAUGGAGGGACUCCAGACAAAAGUGACAAGAAAACAAUGGGGAGAUGGACAAGGAGAUUACUGUAUGAGUGGAGCAAACUGGAGGUGGAUAAGGGAAUACUCUACCGCCAAACUGAACAGUACAAGCAACUGGUCCUUCCCGAACACCUGAAACCUCUGGUGUUGCAGAGCUUACAUAACUACAUGGGACAUGUAGGUGCCGAAAAGGUAAUUCAACUAGCUCGUGAAAGAUUUUUUUGGCCCUACAUGAAGCAAGACAUUGAGGACUAUGUGACAAAGAAAUGUGCCUGCAUCAAACAAAAACAUCCCAGUGUCCCACAACGAGCUCCAAUGGGGUCUAUUACCACAAGUGCACCCUUUGAUCUGGUCUCCAUUGACUAUUUACACCUGGAGCCAAGUAAAGGAGGGUACGAGUAUAUCCUUGUGCUUGUCGACCAUUUCACACGCUUUGCUCAGGCAUACCCAACGAGGAACAAAUCAGGCAAGACAGCAGCUGAAAAGAUAUUUCAGGAUCUCAUUCCUCGCUUUGGAUAUCCAGAAAAACUUCAUCAUGACCAAGGACAACUGACAAAACAGAAAAGGCAGAAAAAAACAGAAAAAUACAUUGACCUGCCAGUUACAGAGAGCUCUGAUGAGGAAGAGGAGUAUACUUACCACAGGUACGAACUCCGGAGCAGAAACCCUUGCUAUGGACCGACAGGAUUGCAGUCCCAAGCACCCGCCAUUUCUCAAGCGCAACCAGAGCUGAAUGAAACAGCCAAUGAGUUUGAACCUAACAGACAAGAACCUGAGAUCAUUCAGGAUGGAUUGGAGGUACCAGAAUACACAGAGAUUGUUGAGGAGAGGAUUGAUCAAAUGGGGGAGAUUGAGAAUGCAAAUAUAGAAGAUGAAGUCGGGUUGAGGAGAUCCCAGCGACAAGAGCCAUCUGUUUUCAUCGGGGAGUUUAUGGUUGAGGGUAAUUCUACCCUAGUUGUCGAUGUAAGCGUUUUGAAUAAUCAACCGCUUACUGUCGACGGUCAGUCUGUUACCAUUGAAAAGGCAGAAUUAGUGGCAGAGUGCCGUACUCUCGGUGAAGAAACCACAUGCUGGUGUACACCUGAGUAUGUCUGGAGCGAGGGCGUGAGCAUCGACUUUGAGAUAUGCCGCAACAACAAUGAGUGUGUGGCAAACAUCUCCCACUAUUCACCUCUGUGUGUUCCCAAAGUUGCAAUUCAGCUGUCGGGGACUAUGGUAAACCAGGGCUCCUCAUCGUGGAGUGAUGUGAAUUACCUGAAUACAAGAUGUGUGUUCAUCUCCCUCUCAGGAUUGGCUGUGAUGGUUGCACCUGAUGAGACACCUGUGGAGUACAAAUCAAAACAGACUCUUAGUUGUUCUAUAGACGACGACACACUCAACACAUGCGAAUGGUUUCUCACAAAACCCGGCAAGUCAACAGCGCAGCUCGGAAACGGGACGCAAGUGGUAGUUGGUGCCUCCAGCUGUGAAAACUCCACUACACUUACACUGAAGGAGACAAGAGGCGUAUGGGAUGGCUUAUAUACAUGCAAGAUCUCGGACGGCACGGUUUUCCAGAAGGCCUCCCAGAACCUGAGCAUUGCAGUGCUGCCGGACGCGAUCACCAUCAAAAGUGUCCCGCAGACAGCGGACUGCACAGGCAAAGGCGUAACUGAGGUCACUGUCAAGUGUGGAAUUCUGCCACCUGCUAACUACACCGUCACUGUGGAUGAAAAGCCUGUGAAAGCAAGCACAGAUGACACUUCUGAGGAGAAAAUUUGGUUCUCCCAAAAAAAAAGUAUAACAUGUGCUCCAGGGGAAGUUUCUACUUCAUGUAAAUUUGAAAACAGCCUGUCGCAGUUUGAAGUGGCAACCUUAAACAUCCCGGUUCUCCUCCCUUCAGAACUUUUUUGUGAAAAUGACCAAGAUUGGCCAAAGACCAAAGCAGACGAAACAGCGACUGGGCCUUGUCCACCCGGCAAAAUUGGCAACAUAAGCCGUCCGUGUAAUGACCUCGGUGAAUGGGAACUUCAGAUGGACUUCUGUGUCAGUGAGUCCAUUCAGAAGUUGAGCUCCUCUGUUGAGAACUUCAAACUUGGAUUAAACGCCACACCAGCGGUUGCGGGGGAAAUAUUUUCUGGUUUAAAAAACAGCAGUUCCUCAGGAUCCAACAUGAGCCUUGGUGACAUUGCAGCCUCCAUAGACAUCCUGGAUGGCAUGGCUCUUGCCUCCGAAGUCAUCCCUUUACAAGACGACUCAAUGAUGGGAAACUUUAUUGAUUCUGCCAGCAAUGUCCUAACCACAUCAUGGACAAACAACACUGAGGUUUUACACAGAAUUUCCACAAACUACAUUAAAGCAGUCGAGGGCUUGGUAAAAAACAUCAAAGUCAAUGAAAGCAAGGGAUACAACUCCUCAGAAAUUCAACUCCAGGUCUGUGAAGAUAACGAUGUCUGUAACAGUUCGAUCUUUGGUGUGGAAAUGUCGCUGUCAACAACAGCACACCAGUCCAAAGUAUUGGCAUUGAGGAACCUCUCAGACCGACUGCCAAGUAAAGUAAAUGGUACCGAGUUCUUAACCUUAAACGACAGCAUUGUUCUCUCAGCCACUCUCGAAAAUGCCUCAGACCAUAAGGCAAACAUCACCAUGAUGUUUCCUUUCAACAACACUGCAGGCCCCCCCAACGCCACAUUCCAGUGUGUUUUCUGGAACAUCAACGAGAGCACCUGGUCGUCAGAGGGCUGUGUGACGGAGAAGGACGAGGACGACAACAUUGUGUGCAAGUGCAACCACCUGACCUCCUUCUCAGCGCUCAUGGCCAAAAACCCAGAGGACCUGGACGGCUUACCCUUCCUGGACGAACUCACUUACAUCGGCCUCGGUGUGUCCAUCUGCUCCCUCAUCGUCUUCCUCAUCAUCGAGAGUGCUGUCUGGGGUGCCGUCACCAGGUCCAACCUGUCCCAUUUCCGCCACACGUGCCUGGUCAACAUCGGCGUGUGCCUGUUGAUAGCAGACUGCAGCUUUCUGGCCUCAGCUUUUCCCAAGGAGUUGGGAUCGCUCACCUGCCUCCUCAUGGUGCUUGCCAAGCACUUCUUCUUCAUGGCCAUGUUCUUCUGGAUGCUGUGCCUCGGCAUCAUGCUUCUCCACCAGCUCAUUUUCGUCUUCAGUCCACUCCGGAAGAAGGUCUUCAUGAUCCUGGCCUUCACCAUGGGUUACGGCUGCCCGUUGCUCACGGUAGGCGUCUCGUAUGUGUACUACGAUCGGGUGCCGGACAGCGACUACCACAACCCAGAUUCGUGCUGGCUCAACUACGAGGGUCCCAUGAAGGGGUCGCUGCACGCCUUCCUGUUCCCCGUUGGCGUAAUCACACUGAUGAACUUGGUCUCCAUGGUGGUGGUGAUUGUGACUCUGCUCCGGCCCCAGGUGUCAGAAGGCAAGGCAGACGACAAGCAGACUCUGAAGAGCAUCCUCAAAGCCGUAGUCUUUCUGACACCCGUCUUUGGUGGAACGUGGCUCCUUGGAUACUUUGUGUUCUCAGUGGAUCCUAAGACAAAUACUGGGAUAUUAGUGAACUAUGCUUUCACCAUCGUGAAUUCUCUUCAGGGGUUCUUCAUUUUAGUAACAGGAUGUCUUGGAGAAAAGAAGGUCCGAGAUGAGUUUCUAAAAUGCAUUAUGCCUCCGAAUUCCACGAGAAGUGAGAGCAAGCGAAACUUGACAUCGUCAUCUUUGAAGAAGUAAUGCCAGUGAAGGUGUCUCAGCAUCAAGAUCUUCAUGGCAGCCCAGAUGAGAUCAGAGGAGAGCCAUGCAGGAGGAGCUGCUGGAUGGAAAGAAGACGUUUCAUGUGAUCCUGCAGAGCCAGCCACCACAAGAGAAACAUUGGCACUCCAGUGUACACUAGAGCAGUGGUUCUUAACUUGAAUAGUGUUGGGCCCCACAAUUUUCCAUGGCCAUUACGUUGGGACCCAAUAUUUUGUUGAGCCCUCCGGAAUCUGCAAAUAAUUAUCAAAAA
This is a messenger RNA of Engraulis encrasicolus (European anchovy), 4261 nucleotides long. RefSeq names its product adhesion G-protein coupled receptor F3-like. Gene Ontology annotation, cellular component: membrane. Gene Ontology annotation, molecular function: nucleic acid binding; G protein-coupled receptor activity. Gene Ontology annotation, biological process: adenylate cyclase-activating G protein-coupled receptor signaling pathway; DNA integration; cell surface receptor signaling pathway. The transcript is spliced from 15 exons. Bases 1 to 3990 code for a protein of 1329 amino acids. NCBI's taxonomy places the organism in Eukaryota, Metazoa, Chordata, Actinopteri, Clupeiformes, Engraulidae. The record is from RefSeq and is a predicted model, not a curated record.